AUGUCCUCCAAAUCUGAUGACAACGCGAAAUCCAGUAUGAGCUCAGAACAAACUUCCAAACCCGCCACGCAAGAGUCGGCCUCGACCGCCACUUCUACUACCGCGGGGUCCAGCUCAAACGAAUCUUCUCGAUGCCAACCAGCUCCCAAAUCUAGUAGUUCGGGAUGCGAUCAUCAAUCCAGACUUGAUGAUGCUUAUGGAGAGCAAUGGGCGGAUGAGGUUGGGGCGGGUGAGCCAACGCUAGUCGUUCCUUUGGUAUAUAUGCACCAUUAA
Molecule: messenger RNA, 273 nt
Organism: Kwoniella botswanensis
Lineage: Eukaryota; Fungi; Basidiomycota; Tremellomycetes; Tremellales; Cryptococcaceae
Exons: 1
Coding region: 1-273 (90 amino acids)
Source: RefSeq, a predicted model, not a curated record